Molecule: messenger RNA, 1389 nt
Organism: Caenorhabditis sp. 36 PRJEB53466
Lineage: Eukaryota; Metazoa; Nematoda; Chromadorea; Rhabditida; Rhabditidae
Source: the annotation of a GenBank genome assembly
AUGAACCUGCUCGUUGUCUUCGUGCUCAUCGCAGCAAUUUCGGCCGACCAUCAACUGCUCCCGAAGAAAUCAGUGGCCCGCGACCCGAACACGGUGCUCGUUUUGUUCGGCACCCGCCACGGAAACCGUCAUCCCGAAAUUUUCCUGCAGGAGAAUCCGAGAAGUUGGGGACACGAGGGAAACACCGAACUCACUUCCGUAACCUAAAAAAAAUACUUGUUGAGAGUAUGAAAUUGAAAUUGCAGUUCGGAAAGCGUCAGGGACUCGGACUCGGCAAGGAAUUGAGAAAGUUUGUCGGAAAACUGGUCGUUCAAAACUACAACUCGUCGGAAGUCAAGUACUACUCGAGCUCGGCGAACCGAUGUCAGAUGACGCUGCAGACGGUCACCGCCGCGAUCCACGAUCCGGAGCAGUGGGGAGACUGGGAGCAACGGUGGUACGACCACUGGUCCCCGGUUCCGUAUGCGAUCGACGAUCCGCUUCUGAGGAUGUAUGCGGUCGAGGAGUGCAAGGGAAACGAUAAGGGUCGGUUGGAAACUGUUGGGGGAGGGCCGCAGAUUUUCGACAUUUUCAGUGUGGGGCCCAAUCUCGAAGGACACGCUGCCGGCGCUCAAGAACCGAAAGAGCAAGGACGCGGCGGUGCUCAAGUACCUGGCCGAAAACACGAAAUGGGACAUGGCCAACCUCGGAAAGGCUGCCGAUUUGGCCGACAAUCUCAUCGAAAUCGAUCUGUACAAGGCGCAGUAUCCCGAGUGGAUCAAGUCGCCCAAGAUCGCCGGAUACACGGCCGAAAAGUUGAAGGCCAAGAUUCUCGAGUACGCGGAAAUCCAUCAGAAUGCGUGUGCGGAUUAUGCGCCGUGCGGGAAUCUGAUGGCCGGCUACUGGCUUCAGGAUGUGAUCAACAAGUUGGUGAAGGCCAACGACGGAAAGGGACAGAAACUCAUCGGAUUCGCUUCGGUGAGAUAACCUACAAAGGAUACUUUUGGAUGGAUUUUGGAAAAUUCUGACUAGUUUUGACCAAGGCAGAAAGAUGUAAACAGGAAAUCUGAAAUUGCAGCACACAGAAGUGACGCUUUCCCUGAUGAGACUGAUGGGAUACGUGAAGGACGAGUUGACGACCUCCGCCGGAUUCGUCGUCGAAUUCAAGCGGCUGCCGAAACCGGCGGUCCGUCUCCUCAACCACGAUCCGAAUCCGAUCGACGAGCACGUCAUCUACCCGGCCAAAUUGGCGCCGAAGCUCCAGGCCGUCGUCGACAAGGACGGAUUCAUCCCCCUCGCGCAGUUCUUCGCCUUCGCCAAACCUUUUGUGAGUUUCAGCCAGUCUUUCAACAUGCAACAGAAUGUUUUGAGGCGUUCUCCGAUUGGAAGGCUGCUUGCAACAAGGCUUAA